AUGGCAUUUUCCAAGACCCUAAACGCACAUAAAAAAUGGUUCAACGAUACCAAGGCUUAUAUUCCAACAUUCCGUCCAAUCCCCGCAGAUGAUUCAGUUCCAACAAAUCUUCCGGUUAUUUCAGUUCCUGGAGCUUCAAAUACAAAUACAACCACAAAUGCGAGAAAUAACACUUCAUCUUCUUCUGCUUCCAAUGCGUCCAAUGCGUCCACUGCAUUUACAAGUAACAGCAGGACUAACAACUCCAAUCCUGCAUUGUCUAACAACACUCGCGACAACAAACUAAACAGCAUUCCAAAUACUUCAUCAUCAACUACAAUAGCUACUACUAAUGCCACACCUGUGCGUCCAUCUUUGUUUUCGGUAGACCGACAAGCAAACAAAUCUAGUACUCCGCCAACACCUUUCACGCCCAGCACCAGCGCCAACGCAACUAUAACUACACGGACACCUGGCGCGCGGCCCGCUACCAAUUCAGAUUCUUCCAAGCCUUCUAAAAAUGCAUUUUCUUCUUUUUCUUCUUCAUCUAAUACUACUACUACCACAUCGACAGGAAAAUCGGAUUUGUAUAGCAAUAACUCUCCACCUAAUGCCCAGCAAUCUCCAUCAACUAGCUCGACUGUUCCAAAUUCCGUGCCUUCGUGGCUUAUGAACUCUUCUGCGAUACAGUCGAAUCAAACACCAGUCUCCAAAGAAACUACCACAUAUCCAAUAUUUUCUUCUGCCUCCAAAGUAUCUUCUCCAUUAACGGCUUCCAAGAAAAGACCCUCAAGUCCAGUAUCCUCAGAAUUUCCAUCAAAACGGCAUUCCACUUAUCCAAGCAAAUCUACUACGGAAUCAAGACCUGAGAUUUUUGAAGUGGAUGACAGUAGCGACAUUGAAAUUACAGAAUGGUCUACAUCUAAAAGCACCAACAAAAAUCCUCCACUGGCAGCUAAACCAUAUUCAUCGGAUCCACAACCUAUUCGAAAUGAACCUCCGGCAAUUGCAUUUGCUUCUUCUUAUUCUUCGACCAGUCGACUUAGGGGGGAAGAUGAUGGUGGAGAUGAAAUCUCAGCAGAUGAUUUUUCUACUGUUAUCAAAGAGACCCAACAAGAAGUCGAAAUUGCGGCCAAACUGAAUACUUUUAAAGAUCGCAUCAAGGCUGUUUUAACUGAUAUCGAGAGUUUUUCUCGCAAUACUUUAGCAAAAUUUGAUUCCAUAACCUCAUUCGAGGAUCUUGGGAAAAAUCUGGCAAUACAAUCUGAUGUAUUGGGUUGGGCAUCUAAGCGAUGUUUAAAUUUUUCAAAUACGAUUGAUUCAAAUAUUAGUUUUAGUCCUAGCUCUGACACUAAUUUUAGCAACAACAAACCUAGCCAUGACUCUGGAUCCGUACCGAAAGAAUCAAGUUAUACGCAUAUGAAUACUAGACCGCAUCUCAUAAAUACACAAACUAGCCAACUUACGCCACCAAAUAUUUCAACAGAUGUACAUAGACCUGAAACAAUUUUCCCAUCUCCUCAAUUUCCUUCACAGCCUUUAGAAAAUGUUUCAACUACAGCUAAUAAAAGCUCAAUUAGUACUACUUUCACCAAUAAACCAAAUAAUGUUACUGCUACUCAUUCCAUGAUACCCCCCAACAUUCCCACAGCAGAAGAAAGUGAUGAGGAUAUUGUUAUUAAAUCCUCUAUUUCACCUUCUAAACUCUUAAACGAACCUAGUGAACAUUUUUUCCGUGACAUUAAUAUUUUGUCAGAUAGUGACGAUGAGUUCUUGAAAGGAUUAUCUAAUCCUAGAAAUAAUUCUGAAAGUCGCAAAGAAAAUGUCAAUCCCCAAGUACCGAAAAGCCAUGUUGUUGGUAAUAAUAGCAAUAAAAAUAAUCAUGGUGAUGAUGAUGAAGAGGGACCAAUCACUACUGGCCGUCGGAAAAUUAUCCUCUCUGCUUCAGAAGAUGAAGACGAUAGCUUUAUUGUUGACGACGAUGUUGUGGAGGAUGAUGACGCUGAUUUCAUUGAUGAUGCUGAAUUUAACGAGGAAGAUAUCAUUUACAGUGAUGAUGCGUUUGAUUCUUUUACAGGAGUGGAAUUUGCCAACAAAUCCAAAAACAAUGAAACUAAAUCAAAUGAAGACGAGGCACUAUGCAUUAAAGAAGUUCGUGUUCGCAAGGUUAAUCUUGAGAAUGAACCAAUCACAAUUAGUGACGACGAUUGGGAAAAGGGUUUUACAGAUGCUGAAGAAGAGCUUAUCAUAUAUGAUAAACCAGAAACUGUAUUUGACGCACCACAUGAGCCAGAUCCUGAAGAAAAUGUGACUUAUCCUUGGACCAAUGAAGUAUUUACAAAACUCAAAGAUAUUUUCAAGCUCAAGAGAUUUCGAACUGACCAGCUUAAGGCUAUCAAUGCCACAUUGGAUGGCCGUGAUGUUUUCGUCUUGAUGCCUACAGGUGGAGGCAAGUCUCUUUGUUACCAGUUGCCUGCAAUCGUUCAAUCCGGUAAAACCAAAGGAGUGACUGUUGUUGUUUCACCACUGGUAUCGUUGAUGAAGGAUCAGGUAUAUCACUUGAAAUUAUUAGGCGUCAAUGCAGAGCUUGUUCAUGGAGAAAUGUCAAAAAGAGAUAAGAGUACUGUUUUCCGGAAAUUUGAAAAUGGUGAAUUGGCACUCAUGUAUGUGUCACCCGAAAUGCUCAAUAAAAUCAUUGACACGUUAAGAAAGGUUAACAAUAAUGGCUAUCUUGCACGCAUUGUGAUUGACGAAGCCCACUGUAUGAGUUCAUGGGGUCAUGAUUUCCGCCCGGAUUACCAAGACCUUAAAUCUCUCAAAAUAGAGUUCCCGCAAACGCCCAUAAUGGCGCUAACAGCUACAGCAAAAAAGCACGUCCAAAUGGAUAUUAUUGAGAGUUUCCAUACUAAUGACCCCGUGUUUAUUAAGCACAGUUUUAACCGAACUAAUCUUUUUUACGAAAUUCAUCGCAAAACGAAAAAUGCAGAAGCACAAGAACAAGUCAAAAAUUUAAUAAUGACCAAGUUUGCAGGCAAAACUGGCAUCAUUUAUUGCAACACCAAAAAGAGCUGUGAAGACUUGAGUAGUUUUUUAUGGACCAAUGGUCUUCGUGUUGGAUAUUACCAUGCUGGCAUGCUUGAUAAGGAUAAAGAAAACAUGCAGCGUCAAUGGCAAGAAGGCAAAAUCCAAGCCAUCUGUGCCACAAUUGCAUUUGGAAUGGGUAUUGACAAACCAGAUGUUAGAUUUGUGAUUCAUUUCCAUCUUCCACGAACCCUGGAAGGAUAUUACCAAGAAAGUGGUCGCGCUGGUCGUGACGGGAAAGAAUCGCAUUGUAUUUUGUUUUACUCAUAUGCUGACUUCCGGAAUUUGCAAGGUCAAAUUGCUCGUGAUGAUAGUCUUGCUCCGACCAUGAAGGAUCAUUAUCGUCGACUGCUAAACCAAGUCAAUAGUUACUGCGAUAAUGUCACUGACUGUCGUCGUUCAUUGGUUUUGAGCUACUUUGAUGAGAAUUUCAAUCGACGCGGCUGCAACAAUAUGUGCGAUAACUGCAAAAACUAUCAAUCUGUGGUUAAACAAUCCAGAGAUUAUACCGGAGUUGCUCAAGAUCUUACUCAAUUGGUUGGGUCCGUCCAUUCUUCCAAUGGCCAUUUGACUCCAGCACAAACUAUUGAUGCGUACAUGGGCCGAAAAAUCAAGUCUUCAAAUUCGCUCGCUAAUGUGUCGAAUUCGCCAUUUUUUGGAAAGGGCAAGGGUCGUAUUCGAGCUUGUGAUUUAGAACGUGUUAUUACGCACCUUUUAAGUUCUGAUAUUUUAAGAAUUUAUACACGCAAGUUAAACCAUGCUCAAGCUUUUGCCAAUGAUUAUUUGCAACAGGGUAGGGAAGCUACUCGUCUUUUGAAUGGUAACUCGAAAAUUGAAUUGCUGGAAGUUCUUCCAACUUCAGGCUCUACGACUCCUCGACCUAGUUCUAGCAACUCACGUCGAUCGUCUACUCGUGCUCAAGUAACUAUUGAAACCACGGUAUCUACCUCAACCUCAACCGCAAUCUCGAGAUCGGUUCCGACUCCUAGACCUAUCACUUCUAGAUCAUCUACUACUGGUCAGACAUUAGCUUCUGCCUUUAGUUUUAAUCCAUCACGACCUGUUUCCAAUUUGAGUAAAAACACUACCACAUCGUUAACAGAUGUUGAAAGUCAUCGGUACUGUCAGCUUGAAAUUGUGAGAUUGCAGCUCAAAACCAAACUCAACCUUUCAAAUGUCGAGGAAGUUUGCACAUCGGAAAAUCUCAAAAAGCUUGCUCGUGAACUUCCAACUGAUAUUGAAUCGUUUUCACGAGCUGCAGGUGUUUCGCAAGAUUCUUUGACUAAAAUAUACCCUGAUUUUGCAGUAUUAAUUUUCAAGUUAAAAAGCGAACAAUCAUCAGCUUCUGCUGCAGCACAACCAGCAAUCAGUACAACAACUUCAUUUGCAUUCCCUAGUAAUGAUGUUGAUUCAGAUUCGGAACACCAGUCUCGGUUUUUUGGUAGCACGUCAACUAGAACAACUAGCAGAAAGCAGACAACUACUGGUAGAGUUUAUAAGCCUCGGGCUGCGCGAGGAAGAUCAGAAUCAAAAUCCUCAUCUUCUAGAUCAACUGCAUCUAGAUCUACAUCACGGACUAAGUCCACAACUUCAAAAAGAGGGAAAUCCACUAGCUCUUUUUCAUCUGUCCCCUCGAUGCCAUUUUAA
Messenger RNA from Magnusiomyces paraingens, 4707 nucleotides. RefSeq lists its product as uncharacterized. The record is from RefSeq and is a predicted model, not a curated record. Gene Ontology annotation, cellular component: nucleus; chromosome; cytoplasm. Bases 1 to 4707 code for a protein of 1568 amino acids. Gene Ontology annotation, molecular function: 3'-5' DNA helicase activity; four-way junction helicase activity; nucleic acid binding. Gene Ontology annotation, biological process: double-strand break repair via homologous recombination; DNA replication. Lineage: Eukaryota; Fungi; Ascomycota; Dipodascomycetes; Dipodascales; Dipodascaceae. The transcript has 2 exons.